This is a messenger RNA of Carlito syrichta (Philippine tarsier), 843 nucleotides long. It is a transcript of the gene BIRC7, whose product is annotated as baculoviral IAP repeat containing 7. The transcript is spliced from 6 exons. Gene Ontology annotation, biological process: negative regulation of apoptotic process; regulation of cell cycle; positive regulation of protein ubiquitination. Gene Ontology annotation, molecular function: ubiquitin protein ligase activity; cysteine-type endopeptidase inhibitor activity involved in apoptotic process. Lineage: Eukaryota; Metazoa; Chordata; Mammalia; Primates; Tarsiidae. The coding region runs from base 1 to 843 and encodes 280 amino acids. The record is from RefSeq and is a predicted model, not a curated record. Gene Ontology annotation, cellular component: nucleus; cytoplasm.
AUGGGGCCUGAAGACAGGGCCAAACAUUUGCACCAAGGCCCAGACCUGAGCUGCGGGGCAGCUGGGGAGGGUCCCGCGCCAGAGUACAGCAGAACCCACUUUCUGCACGGCCAUGUCCAGGACCAGGACCGCCCAGGAGGCCAGGACCACGUGGAUGGGCAGAUCCUGGGCCAGCUGCGCCCCCUGGCAGAGGAGGAAGAAGAAGAGGGGGCUGGGGCAGCCUGGCCCGGGGGGCCUGCCUUCCCCAGCAUGGGCUCUGAGGAGCUGCGACUGGCCUCCUUCUGCAACUGGCCCCUGACAGCGGGUGUACAGCCUGAGCUGCUGGCUGCUGCCGGCUUCUUUCACACAGGCCAGCAGGACAAGGUGAGGUGCUUCUUCUGCUACGGAGGUCUGCAGAGCUGGAAGCAAGGGGAUGACCCCUGGACCGAGCAUGCCAGGUGGUUCCCCAGGUGCCAAUUCUUGCUCCAGGCAAAAGGAAGAGACUUUGUGCACAGCGUCCAGGAAACUCAUGCCCACCUGCUUGGCCUCUGGGACCCAUGGGAAGAAGCAGAAGAUGCAGCCCCUACCGCCCCCUCCGCUCCCACCCAUGGGGACCCUGAGCUGCUGACACCCAGAAGAGAGGGCCAGUCUGAAGGCGCCCAGGAGCCAGGAAUCGGGGAUGCGGAAGAGCAGCUGCGGAGGCUGAGGGAGGAACGGACUUGCAAGGUGUGCCUGGAUCAUGCUGUGAGCGUCGUCUUCGUGCCCUGCGGUCACCUGGUCUGUGCCGAGUGUGCUCCCAGCCUGCAGCUGUGCCCCAUCUGCCGGGCCCCUGUCCGCAGCCGUGUGCGCACCUUCCUGUCCUAA